Messenger RNA from Aspergillus saccharolyticus JOP 1030-1, 885 nucleotides. Its product is annotated as DUF3425 domain-containing protein. The record is from RefSeq and is a predicted model, not a curated record. The transcript is spliced from 2 exons. The coding region runs from base 1 to 885 and encodes 294 amino acids. Lineage: Eukaryota; Fungi; Ascomycota; Eurotiomycetes; Eurotiales; Aspergillaceae.
AUGGCUUUGGUGAAGGAGGAAGAACCGAGACGAUCUAUUCUGGCGGAAGUUGCUGCGGGAUCCGCAGUGGACCCUGAAGAUGACUGGGCCGGCAUGGGAGAUCGCAAAGAGAGGCGACGACGACAGAACCGGUUGAACCAGCGGGCUUACCGUGAGCUGCACAUCCCCUCCUCCACCUCCUCCUUCUCGACCCAACUCGCCCGUUCACCCUCCCGCAAAACCACCACCGCCACCACCACCGCCACCAUCACCACCACCACAUCGACAACGACGAGGAGACCCCGCAAACCCUGCGCAGACCCCAUCACGCACAGCAAUCUUCAAUUACUCCUCGCGCAAUUUACCCGCGUCGCCUACGACUCGUACAUGACGGGCUCCCCGACCCUCGACCACCUCCUCACCGUCAGUCGCAUCAAUGUCUACCGCGCCUUCGCCACCAACAUGCUCACGCUCGGCAUGGGCCCCGGCAGCGACUGGAUGCACGACGACGCGCUCUCCGUCUUCACGACCAAGUCCCCGCACAACGCGCUCGACCCGUCCGCCCUCCCGCCGCACCUGCGCCCCACGCAGCUCCAGCGCACCGUCCCGCACCACCCGUGGCUGGACUUCUUUCCGCUGCCGCGGUUCCGCGACAACCUCGUGCAGAUGGCCGACCGCUUCGACGACGAGGAGCUGUGUCUCGAUAUCAUGGGCUUCUGGGAUACGCCGACGGAGACGUAUAGUCUGCUGGUGUGGGGGGAGCCCUCGGAUCCCGCGAAUUGGGAGGUCUCCGAGGACUUUUUGAGGAAGUGGCCGUGGGUCCUGCGCGGGUGUGCGGAGUUGAUGGCGAGUACGAAUCGGUGGAGGGCGAGAAGGGGGGAGAGAAUGCUUUUGAGGUAUUUGUGA